Oldenlandia corymbosa var. corymbosa is the source of this 4856-nucleotide messenger RNA. Lineage: Eukaryota; Viridiplantae; Streptophyta; Magnoliopsida; Gentianales; Rubiaceae. The record is from the annotation of a GenBank genome assembly.
GCCCCAUUGCAUGCAAUGUAAAUAAGGUGACGAAUUCACUUGCCAAGUUAGAUUUCUCGUGUUUUGGGAUUACAGAUUUUGUUAAUACCUUAUAAAAAACUACCGAACAUGUAUUAGUAGAUAGGCAAUCUCCAUCCCACUCUCAUGACUCAUGAGGAUGAUUUGUAACUAAGCAUUGCGCUUCCUUCGUAUAUAUAGAAAACCCUGCCAGCUGUACUAAUCAUCAUGAUAGAAAAAUUAGUAGCAUCAAUCCCAGUCUGAUAAAGCUUCAAUCUUUUCCUUCCAGACGCAUCUAAAUCACCGCCCUUUCGCGCAACUGUUUGUUCAAAAAAUAACUUUUAAUUCCUUUUGGAGUGCGCUCUUGAUUAUUUAUGUGGCGAUCAGGAAAGAUCUUUUCUGUCCAGGUAGUCGAAUUGUAAGCGUUGCUUUCACAAAGCCAGUUUAUGAGAAGGGCUUGCCAAUGCGUACGCCGUUGUAUACCACUACCGGACAAAAACCACCACAGGAAAAAACGCCCAUUCGCAAGUUCAAAAAUUAUAGCAAUAGUUCCCAUUGGAGAACUCAAAACGGUUUCCUUUUCGGUGUAAACUACACUUAGUUUGAUCAAUUCCCAUCGUGCACAAACAACCAAAGUCUAAAUCAAGGACGAGCGUUUCAGUUCGUAAUGAAACGGAAAUACAACCCAUCACCGCGUUCCAAUUGAAAUUGGUCAUCCAUCUACAAUAAAAUCAAGAAGAAAAAAACACUUAUGCACUAUGGUGGUGUAUAACUAAUCCCUUCACUACCAUGAAAAAUCAGAAGCAAGAUUCCAUGAAAGUGCAAAAACAUAUAACAAAAUGUCGUCCUCAAUCAUCGACUCUCUCAAGAAUAGUUAAUUGAUUAAAAAACGGUAUAACUAUAAUGACAUUAUGGAAAUCUUCAAGCCGAAAGUCUGCCAAUGAGCACUAAUCACAUCCCUAAACAAAACAAAACCAAAGUCAAAAAAUUGUGGCGAAAAGGACAUCCAUCUUCAAUAAUAAGAAAAUGAAAUGCUUAUGAACGGCGGUAUAUGCACAAUUAAUCUCUUCAAUAACGCGUAAAGGCAAAGAUGUAAGAUCCCGUGAUAGCGUAAAAACAGUUCACAAAAUGUCAUCGCUUAUCAAAUCUCUCAAAGGUAAUUUAAUAGAUAAAGUAGGUAUAACUAUGAUGAGGACAUUAUAGAAAUCUUCAUGCCGAAAGUCUGCCAAUGAGCACUAAUCACAACCCUAAACAAAACAAAACCCAAGUCAAAAAAUUAUGGCCAAACGGUCUUCCAUCUACAAUAAAAAGAAAAAGAAGUACUUAUGCACGGUGGUGGAUGUAUAAUUAAUCUCUUCAGUAACACAUAAAGACAAAAGAUGCAAGCUCCCAUGAAAACGCAAAAAUAGUUCACAAAAUGUCCUCGUUUAUCAAGUCUCUCAAAGAUAGUCUAAUAGAUAAAAUAGGUAUAACUACGAAGACAUAAUGGAAAUCUUCAUGCCGAAAGUCUGCCAAUGAGCACUAAUCACAGCCCUAAACAAAUAAAACAAACCCAAGUCAAAAAAUUACGACAACACUUCCCCAAAAACUGCAACUAAAUCACUCGGCAGAAAUUUUGAAUUGAUAAAAAAAGUGCAAGAAGGUCCAACUUCAAAUACAUGCUUCAUCAACUCAAUGACCUGCAGUUAUUCGCACCUCUCUGCACUAGGAAGCUGUUGGACCUUUUAGGAACCUAAUUGGAAAAUAGAAGGACUACUCGUCAUCGCAAAAAUGAUUUAUAUUGGUUUUCCAAUAUCUGGAAAGCUAUAAAUACUUCAGCCACCACCAAAGACAGCAUAAUGAUAACAAAUUAAAUGAAGUGACUCCAAGAACUAUUCCAAAAUUCAACAAUAUAAGCUACAAAAACGUUUUGGUAGGAGACACAAACUUUACUGGCCACGGCCAGUACUCUUUGCCUAGGGUAGCUUCUCAAGUUUCAUCGAAAAUUUACUACAAUAUGGCUCCUACACGAGCAGUGCAGAUUAAUGAUUCAAUAAUAUAAACAACAAAGCAUCAAUUUUUGAACUAGAACUGAAAGGUUCCACUGAAUUCAUCCAACAGAUCAUGGUUUAUACAAAUUCCAGAAGUUCAAAAACAAAAUUUAAAAGGAACAUUAUCAAGAAAAUACUAUUUCUCCUCAGAAGCUCAUUCAUUACUCUAAUUAUCAGGCAUUCUCCUACUGCAAAUGGUUAUAAACUUCGCCCGGACAUCUGAUAAUCAUCAUACAUCAUCGUUGCAAUCUGAGCGAAUACCAUGUAUUAGCAAUCUGAAUGAAUACCAUGUAUUAGAAUGAUUGCUACAUGAUCAAAUAACUGCAAUGCAACCAGUAAAAUUAUUUAGCAGUCAACAUUGAGUUCCUCAGAUUUCUGACUUUUAUUUUAAUUUAUUUUAUUUUUUUUCCCAUGGAGUAUAAAAUCAUGAUAAGAACAUGAAUCAAUACAUAACAUCAAGCAAAAAAAGAAAACAAGGAAAUGCAUUGCCUCCUACAACUCUUCAGUGUUCCAAGAUGAUGUUCAAAUUCAUAAAAAGCUACACCAGAAAACUACUAAACUCAACAUUGGAUCCACGUAUACACAACGAACAUAUUUGUUUAAGGUUCACUACCUCAUACAAUGAUAAGUUGUAUGAUGUAUCAAAUGUAGACUUGUCACAGAUAAAACCAGCUAUCAAAACUUUCAAAUCAAACUUUUCAUAAGCUUUUUCUCAGUUGCAAAAGAACUUUGGGGAACUUCAAAUUUGGAUGCAAGAAAUGAAAUUAAAAUCCCUUCACCACCUUCUCAAAUCUCAAUCUUCAUCUAGUCCUCUCCUGCCCUACAAGAUGGAAACCAUAUGCACUCUUUUAUUUUGAGAGGGACUAGAGAAAACAAAGAGAGUAAGAGAGGACCGUGUUGAGUAGCUGUUAAUGAUAUUGAGAAUUACACUAGUUGUAAAGACAUAAGAAAAUGAUGAUGUUCAAAGACAUCAACUUUUUGUAUUUUAAAAAAAGAAUUAAUUUAAAUGAGCAUGAUAACCACUUUUAUAGGCACAUAAUAAAAACAUUUAGGUGAUCCUAAACCCUAAAAUUUUCUACUUUCAAAACAACCUGAAAUCCAGGGCAAAUACAAAUAUUAUCACGAAAAUACAGCGCAAAGAACGAACAAAACCAACAAAGGACACUAGACAUUCAAUGAACGAACCGUACACCAACUAUAACAAACAAAAUCCAAGAAAUGAUAGUGAAACAAGAGUUACUAAACAAUCAUCAAAAAAAAAAAAAAAAAAAAAUCCCAAUAUAUGUGACAUAUACUGAUACACUCUAGUUCAUAAUCUGAUUGAAUCUGAAGAAUUGAAUACAUAAAGAAACAUUCAGUAAAGCUGUGCAGCAGAAAUACAAAGAAUUAGAAGCAAGAUUACCUUCAAGAGUCCAGCCAAACGUCCGAGGAGAAACUGAAAGCAUAGAAGUAAGCAAGGCAGAGGCAGUAGCAGUAUGGUAUGGGAACAUGGAGUCCAUGCUAACACUGCUCAACUCAACCGGCGACCUACAAUCACAUACACAACAUCCUCAUCCGAUUCUGAAACUCAUACUGGUAAGAAUUAAUUAGAUUGUUAGAUUCGGGGAUUACGAUUAAUUUUACCUGAAAAUGCGAGCGUUGAGAGGCUUUUGAACAGGAAUGCGAAACGGUGAAGGAGCGGCCUUUGGUUUUGCACCGCUGAAGGCUUUCGCCGCCGCAGACCGUACCGAUGUGGUUGCUGAACGCAUUAUAGACCUUCCGCCGACGGCAGCCAUUGAUACAAAAUCUGAAAUUGGUUGAGUUUUUGGGAGGGUUUUGAGGCUGAGAAGUGAGAAUAGAGAAAUGUCGUUUUGGCCGUUUUUCCAGCUAUCAAAGGGUUUAAGCCAAAAAUUAGAUAUUAGGGAUGAAAAAAAAAAAAAAGUCUGUCUUUUUCUUUUCCUUUUAUUUCGUCGGCAUUUUUCUUACAUAAAUACACACGAAUAGGAAAUGAUCAAAUUCUCUUUCUUUCUUCACAAUUCACCAAUUAAUUGAUCAUCCUCUGCUCUGCCGCCUAAACACUCUAUAGAACAAUGGCAUCGGCAAGAGCAAAACUGAUCUUUCGAUUAGUAUUGUGCACUCUGUUUCUUCUUUUGCUCUUCUAUGUGGGUCGUCCUCUUUACUGGAAAAUCUCGGCUACCUUUCACGAUAUCAGAGCUAAUAAGCAAACUGUCUCUGGAGGAAUUUCACAGAUCGUCCAUGAAGCGAAGAGAUCGGUUGGGUGGCUUCAUCAUUAUGGGUCUGAAACAAGACACGGGGAUCAGAAAUUAGCCGCUGCCAGGAGGCUUCUUGAUGUUCAUCAGAUUCCUGAGAGGAUGUCAAUACUAUUCUAAAUCAUAAUUGAGUUCAAUGGUGUUUGUCAAUUAGUCAAGAUUUCGUGACAUCAUUAGAGAUCUCCAGUAUACAGCGUUAUUACAGUUUGGGUUUCCCUAGAGGACCUAGACUCGAGCCUUACCUGCAUUUAUGAAUAAAUAAAGAUUCUGCAGUGAGAAGAUUGUGAUUCUCGGGAAAGAUUUAAGUUAUAUAGGUAGGUGAUGAUCAUCUUGUAAUGUGUAGUAUAUGAUAUCAGUAAAUUCAUGGUUCAAGUCACAAGUGCCAGUUUAUAAAUUAAAGUACAUGAGACUUGAGUUGAAACAUAUGUAAUGAAACACUUUCUUGGAAUACUUAUGCAUUGUCAAUAAAAAUAUUGUGGAAAGUUUGAUAAGUUUUGUCUAUUCCUUCCUGAAAUCUGAACUAGACAGCAUCUUCAAGACUUCAACAAUCAGCUUGUAAAAUGCAGAGUUUGAAUUUUGG